Messenger RNA from Cryphonectria parasitica EP155, 1137 nucleotides. RefSeq lists its product as uncharacterized. The transcript is spliced from 3 exons. Lineage: Eukaryota; Fungi; Ascomycota; Sordariomycetes; Diaporthales; Cryphonectriaceae. Bases 1 to 1137 code for a protein of 378 amino acids. The record is from RefSeq and is a predicted model, not a curated record.
AUGGCGGACAAUGCAUCCCAGCCAGAUUUUAUUGGUUACAGACUGGUUAUUUUUAUCGCCUUUUUUACCCCUCUUCAGUUCCUAGUUGUUCUUUUGCGCUUCAUCUCGCGUCGCAUGACUGCACGUCCCCGUGGCUUGGACGACUGGCUGGUCCUGGCGUGCCUGGCUGAUGGACUCCGGUUCUGUAUAAAAGGAGCCAUAAAGGAAGGUGGCGUGGGGUAUCACGUUAGCUGGCUGGCAGAGAACCGCCCACAGCUGGUCACCAGCUUCCUGAAGUUCCUCGUCGCCAUCGCAACGUGGUAUUUCCUGACCAACUGCCUAGCCAAGCUGGCUAUCUGCGUCUUCUACCGGACGCUGUUCCCACAACGAGGCGUUCUCGUCAUCCUCUGCAUCACUGCCAGCAUCCUGAUCUGCACGGCUAUAGCCACGACUGUCGCCAACUUGGCCGCGUGCCAACCCUUCUCGGCUGCCUGGGCCUCGACGGCGGUCCAGGCUGAGAAGUGUGUGGACAAGGAGAAGCUGUACAUAUGGGCUUCGUUCCCAAACAUCGUCACGGAUGUGGUGCUGCUCGUGCUGCCUCUGCCCAUCACCUGGGGGCUGCACACAACAGUCAAGAUGAAACUGGCCUUGACCCUGACGUUUAUCAUUGGAAGCGUAGGCCUCAUCUCCUCCAUACUGCGUUUCAUCUCCUUCUCGAACAACAACUCGUUCGAGGAUGCCACAUGGAACGCCGUCGAGCUCAUCAUCUGGACGAUUGCAGAGCCUGGGAUCUACUUAUUAGCGGCCUGCCUCAUGACCUACCGUCCCCUCCUGGACAGGGCUAGCGCAAGACUUCGCACACAGGCUGGCCAGUCGAAAACCCCCUCGCAGCCUUCAUCUUCCUUGGCUGCAUCACGGACCAAGGCAUCGGCAAAGUCGCCCGCUACAUCGACGAACCGAGCGCCCCUCAGCCUGUCUGCAGACGACUACAUGUUCAGCAGCGACCGGGGCAUCCUGCUGUCGAGCAUCCGGGCGAGGGAUCAGGGGUUCGAGCGGCUCUCGGACCCGGAGGCAGACCCGGAGGAGGACCCAGCGUUACCGAGCGCUGGAAUCGUCAAGACGACGAAUAUUCGCAUGUCUUGGGAAGAGGUUAGGUGA